Messenger RNA from Psilocybe cubensis, 1515 nucleotides. RefSeq lists its product as uncharacterized. The record is from RefSeq and is a predicted model, not a curated record. The transcript has 3 exons. Gene Ontology annotation, cellular component: Prp19 complex; U2-type catalytic step 1 spliceosome; cytoplasm. The coding region runs from base 1 to 1515 and encodes 504 amino acids. Lineage: Eukaryota; Fungi; Basidiomycota; Agaricomycetes; Agaricales; Agrocybaceae. Gene Ontology annotation, molecular function: protein binding; ubiquitin protein ligase activity. Gene Ontology annotation, biological process: mRNA splicing, via spliceosome; protein ubiquitination; DNA repair.
AUGUUCUGCGCGAUAUCUGGAGAGCCUCCCCAGACACCUGUCAUCUCCAAAACCUCUGGGCAUCUAUACGAGAAGCGCCUCAUCACAAAAUACAUCAACGAGAAUGGAACUGACCCAAUAACGGGGGAAAAGUUAGAGGAGGCAGACCUCAUUGAGGUUAAAGCUUCUCCCAACUCUGCAGCACCUCGUCCCCCAACACAUACAUCGAUCCCAGCCCUCCUUCAGCUACUUUCAAACGAAUGGGAUGCAGUGGCUUUGUCCAUGUAUAACCUGGAGCAGAAAUACAACGCAACUCGGCAGGAACUAAGUUACGCACUUUACUCACAGGAUGCCGCAAGCCGUGUGAUCGCACGUCUCAUUCGAGAGCGCGACGCAGCACGAGAGGCUCUUGCUAACGUCUCAGCUUCAAUGGGAAUUGCGCCUACGGCUUCGGCGCCUACUGAAGAUGUAGAAAUGGUUGAAGAUGCAGGUCUUCCUGCCAGUGUUGUUGCAAAAAUCGAUGAAGUACAUCAAAAGUUAAGUGCUUCGCGUAAGCAGCGAAAGAAUGCCCCCCCUCCAGGAUUUGCGGCUUCUGCAGACGUGAAAACCUAUGUUGCCACUCAUACUGUCCCUUCUCUCCAUUCGGCGUCUCCCGCUGGCAUCACCUCCUUGGCUAUUUCACAAACCAACCCCUCGCAAUUUUUGACUGGUGGUAACGACAAAAUUGUCCAACUGUACGAUCAAAACACCGAUAAAGUAUUGGCUUCCCUCAAAGGACACACAAAAAAGGUCAAUCAUGUUGCUUUCCGUGAACAGGAGGGCGAAAAUACGCUUUUACUUUCGGCUGGUGCAGAUAAAAUUGCCAAAGUUUGGGCCCACGAUACCAGCUCCGGCGAAUAUCUCCCUAAAUUGACGGUCCGUACUCACAAGGGCGAACUGACUGGCUUGGCUGUCCACCCAACUUCGACCUUGUUCGCUCUCUCUUCGACUGAUAAGACGUAUUCGCUUCACGAUUUAAACACUUUCACUCAAGUCUUCCGGUCUACUCCAUUCGAUGACCCAUUCACCUCUCUCGGUAUACAUCCGGAUGGAACUUUGAUUGCAUUGGGUACCCCUACGUCAACGAUUCAAAUUUAUGAUAUACGAAGUGGUUCCAUUGCUGCCGUUUUGACACCCACCGACUCUUCGCCGUUCACUGUACACACCCUUGCUUUCUCCCAAAAUGGCUAUCAUCUACUAGCCCCCGACUCUCUCUCCUCCGUUGCAGUUUGGGAUCUUCGUUACCAAACACUGGCCAAGAGCAUCCCUCUUGGUGACGACUGCAAAGUCAAUCAUGUCGCAUGCGAUCUCAGUGGACAAUUCCUUGGAGUUGCAACUAAUCAAGGUGCCAGAAUAUUUGCCCAUAAAACAUGGAACGAUCUCCUCACUCUUGAGGAAGGGGGAGAGAUUACAAACCUCGCCUUUGGGCCCUACAGUAAAGAAAUAUGGGGGGUGACAGGUAGAGAAGUGAGGACCUGGGGCUUGCCUGCCAGCUAA